GACACGUGAAACUUACUUUGCGUAGCUCGCGUCGAUACGUAGGGUAUGCUUUGGCCCUAACUCGGUAUACACAUUUUGGAGGUACACGCCAGUGUGCCAACAUUUGUUGCGAGACUUACCGAGAGUACGCACAUGUACACAGCGCAUGCGCACGUUUGUGCGCAUGCGAGUUUAAGCGUAAUGCGUGGACUUCAGAGCGUCAACUUUCUCGUGUAUGUGCUGUGCUGAAUUGCGUUGGCAGUACUUUUUGUGGUAAAACUGCGAUUACGCUGCGAGAUGAAUCAACACUGCAUACAAGGACGACAAAACGUUGAAAUCACAAAGAAUGAAAGCGAAAUCUAAGGAGGAAUAUAUUGUAUGUGUUGGCAUCUGUUGGCUGAAGAGGUCAACGUGCAUCACAGAAUAAGGAUGCUAAUAUCCUGACUCAAGACCACAAGCCAGAGAAAGAAAGGAAUACCUUUUAUGCUUGGUAUCCAGUAUUUCUGGAUCCCAGAUUGCAGUCUUUUCCAUCUGCACUUUGGGGAUCAUGGACUUGAUGAAUCAAUAACUUCCUUAAUAGAAGUGACAAUGGGAAGAAUUCAUGGAACUUUAUAACAUAUUUUAAGCAAGUCUUGGUUGAACAGACAUGGCAUACCAUUCACUUGAUUUUUCAACUGGAAAUGAUUUCAUCUGCACAGAGUGUGGUGAAGGGUUUGGCCAGUACCCGAAACUGAUCAAUCACAUGGCUAAUCAUGGACCCAUUGGCCCAUUUUCUUCCAUUUCUGAAACUGCAGCUAAUGGUUGUGACAAACCUAUUGAAUUUGCACUUCAUGAAAAUGGAACACUCACAGUGGUUGAUAGAUCUGCUUUAUCAAACUUCUCAUUCUUAUUUGGAAAACCCAUGUCAAAGCUAUUGUCGAACCCAGCACAUUAUCAGGAUUCCUUGCCUUCAGCUAAAAUGGCAGAAAGAGACCAUACCCAGUGUAGAUGUGAGAGAUGUGGUCAAGUGUUUCGGAACCAGAGAAGUUUACAGCAACAUCAGCGAUAUCGUCCCCUUGAGCAAGGGUUUAAAUGUACCUUAUGUUGCAAGGUUUUUUAUGAUAGAGAGAGCCUUCGUGGGCACCUUCAGAAUCAUGCUCAUGAACGUUUUUACAGUUGUGGACAUUGUGGAAAACGAUUCUUAAGACAAGAGACCUUGUUGUUACAUCAGAAAGAAUGGCAUGGGUCUCUUGGAUCCAGGAGUUCAAGUAAAUUUGAUGAGGACUGCGAAAAUGGUAUAGAUAAAUCAUAUCCUUGCAAGAUUUGUGGCUUGCGUUUCUUUUGGUUAUCGGACCUGCAGAGCCAUCUGCUUAAUCAUUCUCAUAUCAGCAAAGCAACUGAUGAUCCUACACAAAAAGAGAACAUGCAGGAACCGGAUGAGAGUAGCCCUAAGAAAAAUGCCUCCCAUUCUCCUGAUGAUUCUGCUGACCGAUCAUAUCGUUGUGGCUUGUGUGGAGGACACUUUAAUUGCUUGUCAGAUUUGAAAGAGCAUCAUCUUUCAGAUCAUCCAGAUGAGGACUCUUCUGAACCAGUACCUGAGAUUAGACGACAGUCUGUUAAUUAUUAUGGUAUAAUGCGUCAAAUGGUUUCAAAACACCAAACUCAACGACUGGAUCUAUUGAGGCCACGAAUGAGAGGUAGACCAAGAGGAGGUGCUUCCAGAGGUAAUCCACACUCUAAGGUAUUCCCUUGCAAACAAUGUCAUCGUGUUUUUGUACACUCCAGUAGCCUUUCCCGUCAUAUGCGAUACCAUAAGGGAACUCUUCAUACAUGCCUUUAUUGUGGUAGACACUUUCCGCAAAGAUGUGACGUGACAAGGCAUGUUGCCAUGUACCAUAGUUCAGACAUAAAACUUAAGACAGAUGGGGAAAAAUUAGACCAUGAAGAUGAAACCGCUACACAUGAGUCACCAAAAACGCAGACAAGCAAUGACAGUGAUCAUGAAGGUCAGGACAAUGAAGACCAGCAGUCACCAAAACCACCAGACAAAGAGGAGUUGCCAGAUACUCAAGAGGCCUCUCUACUCAAGCCACGGAUGACCUACAAAUGCAAAGACUGUGGUCGAGUCUUUAGGCUGCUUAGUGUAUAUCAGCGACAUGGGCGUUACCACAGAAUAAACCCUUCUCGGGUAUUGCUAAGCUGUCCUCGUUGUCCAUGUCGCUUUACCUUCCGCUCUGCUCUAGAGCGCCAUCUAGAGAAUCAUGAUAAAGAAGGGUCUGAGAAACAUGGUCAGGAAUCAUCUCCAACUGCAGAGACCAAUACGGAGUAUGUAGAAAAUGAAGACGAUUUGAGUGUUGAAAGGAGUGAGUCAGAAGCUGAUUCAAAAGAGAGUACAUCAACAGACGUAUUGUAUGAAUGCACUGAAUGUACGGAGACCUUCACAGAGCUACAGCUAUUCCUCAAACAUCAAAGCACUCAUGGUUGAAAGAUAUUUGAAGAGACAAUUUAAUAUACCUUGAACUGUUGAUUAAACUGUUUGAUACAAUGCCACACCUGCAAUGUGUUGUACAACAAAUCAAGUACAUAGUGAUUUCAUCAAGGUUUUUCUGAAUUAAAUUCGUGUUUUAAAAUGAUGCUAUUUUGAGAGGGUGGGGGUCAGAUCUUGCUGGAAUCAAAGAGAAUGCUAAACUGGUACUGGAAAAUUGGUACUUUGAAACAUUUGUUUCCUACAGUGCUAAUUCUAAGCCACCAGUUUUCUACCCAUCUUUAUUUUUUCCUGUUACUCACUAACCUUUAAAUAUUCAAUUUGUCAGCUACAGAAUCUCAGAACAGCUCAUAACUGCCGUUGCAGUAUGUACUUAUUUGAUACUGAAUGUCUUCAAAGCUGCCAGUUACUGAUGUCCAAGUCCAAUCCCCACUGAUUUUGUGCACAUGUUUUUCUUACUUCAAUAAUUACUGUCCAACAGUGUACUAAAUAUAGACACAGCAUAGAACAUGGGUAGAAAUGUUUAGUUUCCUUCCCUGCUUUCCUUUAGUAAGCCCUGAUUAAAUUAUUGGAUGGUACAAUGGUCAUAGAAAUAUGUGUUUCCAUUCAGUUUAUAACAAUUUAUAAAACAGGUGUUUUGUUUGUGUGUGUGUGUGUGUAUAUAUAUAUAUAUAUAUAUAUAUAUAUAUAUAUAUACACACACACACACACACACACACACUGUGCUAUCAAGUAAUAUAGCUUCCUUUGCAACAAUUGACUACGUAGAUAACACUGAAAAAAGUACUGCUAAAUUUAUUGCUGGCAAACAGCCUGGUCCUGCCUGGUUCAGGCAUUAUUGUCAGAAGUCCAGGCUGAAGUUGUGUUUGUUGCGUGCAACAAGUUUUGUUGGAACCCAGGGUACAGUGCUAAUUAAGUUCACUGAUGCAGUACAUAUUGCAGAUUUGUUUUGAGGGCUCACUUGGGACUACUGGGCUGGCAACUAGAUAGCUGAAGAGAAAGCAUGCUUGUCUACAAAAGUCCCUUGCCAAGGUAAAGUGCUUUUAAUUCAAAAGACUAACUUGUAAUAUAAUUACUGCAUUUGCAGGUAGGAGACCAGUAGACAUUUGAAGUCAGAUCUGACUUUUCCUCUGACUUUAUCCUGUUCUGCUGUAAAGAUUAUACAUGCAAAGCAGGGCUCAAAGAAAUGGACAGGCUGUUUGCACUUCUACAAGCUCAUUCUGGGACAGUGGGUUUUGGUCCAUGAGACACCUUUGCGCCACUAUGUAAACAGCAACUUUAUUUGAAAAUUCCCUGGGACUGAUAACCAUUGUAUGGGAAUAUAACUGUAUACCUGUUGUGUCCAAAGCCACAGACUAUGUUCUUCAGUGAAUACCAGGGUCUAAAAUGAAGUAUAGGUGAUCAUUUCCAUCAGUUCAGCACUUCAGUAUUAAUGUCUCACUUUUUAUGCACGAGUCCCUUACUGUUCUGGCAAAUUGUGGAAACUCUUACCAAAUGGCAACCAUAUUUGUUUCUGUGGUAUGUGGGUAAUUUCUUUUUUUUUUUUAAAUAAUGGUUGAAACACAACUGCAGAUCUCUUGUGUAUUUGUAUUAAUAAAAUUUGUUAUCUGA
Molecule: messenger RNA, 4054 nt
Organism: Pangasianodon hypophthalmus (striped catfish)
Lineage: Eukaryota; Metazoa; Chordata; Actinopteri; Siluriformes; Pangasiidae
Exons: 4
Coding region: 626-2443 (605 amino acids)
Biological process (GO): regulation of transcription by RNA polymerase II
Cellular component (GO): nucleus
Molecular function (GO): RNA polymerase II transcription regulatory region sequence-specific DNA binding; DNA-binding transcription factor activity, RNA polymerase II-specific
Source: RefSeq, a predicted model, not a curated record